Messenger RNA from Neopsephotus bourkii (Bourke's parrot), 1538 nucleotides. Its product is annotated as dual oxidase maturation factor 1-like. The coding region runs from base 188 to 1171 and encodes 327 amino acids. Gene Ontology annotation, biological process: protein transport. Gene Ontology annotation, cellular component: endoplasmic reticulum membrane. Lineage: Eukaryota; Metazoa; Chordata; Aves; Psittaciformes; Psittacidae. The record is from RefSeq and is a predicted model, not a curated record. The transcript is spliced from 7 exons.
GCAGCCACCUCUGGAGGCGGGCACCUUAAAACACUGGGAGAAACACUGCUGUGACACACUGGUCUGGCUUCUUGCCCACAGCCCUGGGAGCAGCGCAAGCGAGCAAGUAGCAUCCCGGAGCACGCUGCGGCUCCACACGGCAGCCAGCCCUCAGGAUCGGAGCAGCACAGCCCGCACAGGCAGGAGGAUGACGCUAUGGAAUGGCUCCUUCCCCUUCUACCCCGGUGCCAAUCCGUGCUUCCCCUUUGACACCACCUGGGCUGUCAUUGUCUCCAUCUUCCUCUCCAUGUUGGCCACUUUCAUCAUCAUCCUGCCAGGGAUCCGGGGCAGGGGGCGACUCUUCUGGUUCCUGCGAGUGGUGAUGGGUCUCUUCGUGGGAGCGGUGGUCCUCACCAUACAGUUCACCAGGGACUGGGAGACUGGCUGGGUGACAGCAAACACCUCCUACAAGUCCUUCAGCCGUGCCCUGGUAAACGUGGACAUUGGGCUGCACAUUGGCCUGGCGGGGGUGAAUGUCACACUAGUGGGAAACCCAGUGCGUCAGCUCAAUGAGACCAUCAGCUACAAUGAGCACUUUGCCUGGAGCUUCGAUGCGGACUAUGAUCACAGCUAUGAUGAAGGCCUGGAGAAGGGGCUCCCCAGUCCCAUCCUCUACGUGGCGGAGAAGUUCACCUCCCAAAGCCCCUGUGGCGUGCACAGGCAGUACCGCAUCUCCAGCCGCUACGCCUCCCUCACACUGUGGAUGGCCUUUUGCACAUGGCUCGUUUCCAUCCUGUUGUUCUCCAUGCCCAUCCUGCUCUAUGGUGGCUACAUGCUUCUACUCACUGCCGCACUGAUGCUCUUCUCAUUGCUCUUCUUCUUCACUGCACGGAGCACCGCUAAGUGCCCCAUCCGGUUUGGCACAGCUGCCUUGAAAACAGACUAUGGAGGAUCCUUUUGGCUGACAUUAGCGACGGGGCUGCUGUGCCUGCUGCUGGGGCUGGGUGUCAUCAUCUUCAACUCUGUGCAGCCAGAGAAACUGAAGCUUGUCUUUAACCUGGACGAGAGAAAGGGAGAAGAAGAGGAGGGGUGGGACAAGCCCUACCUGCCUGCCGAGCCCAGUUCCUCUGCGCAGGACAUGCUGAUGGUGCCCCUGAGUGAGCUUUGUGAGGUGACAGCCACCCAGCAGUAAGGGCAAAGCCCGAGGACAUCCCUUCUGAAUCCACGCUCCUAUCCAACUACACCAGGAGCACGGGUGGGAAGACACAUAAGAGCUGGUUGACAAGAACAUCCAAGCCCGGAAAACGGUCUCAAAUAUGGCAACUUGCCCUCUCUUUUUUUUUUUUUUAUUUUUAUUUUUUUAAUGUUUUUUUGUUUUACUCACCAGCAGCUGGAAGAGGUUUUGGGGUAGAGACAAUCCAGCCCCAUCCCUGAUUGUCCAGUCACAGGCACUGGGCUACUGCAAUUCCCCUUAGUCCAACCCCAACAAACCUGAAGAGUCCUAAAGCAGACACUAAACUAGAGCAAACAGGAGAAACCAAGUAGCUGCAGAUGAAUAG